Messenger RNA from Osmerus eperlanus (European smelt), 2851 nucleotides. RefSeq names its product probable C-mannosyltransferase DPY19L4. Bases 349 to 1998 code for a protein of 549 amino acids. The record is from RefSeq and is a predicted model, not a curated record. The transcript is spliced from 13 exons. Gene Ontology annotation, molecular function: mannosyltransferase activity. Lineage: Eukaryota; Metazoa; Chordata; Actinopteri; Osmeriformes; Osmeridae. Gene Ontology annotation, cellular component: nuclear inner membrane.
GUGUUAUCAGUGAGGAUCCGCCAGGCAGACCAGUGUAGGCUACUGCUGCCUCAGAAAGUCCAAGGAAGUAGCCGGCUAGCUAGCACUAAUGCACCUAGCUUGUGCUUUGCAUGAUCAAUUUCUCAUGUCCAUCGCUUUCAAGGCUUGGUAACUUUAGACUUAUUGGCAACCAGGCUUCCAAUGUGAUUUCUGCCAUGUGAAAACUCACAGGCAUCCGGCUACCUGACGUUAGCUAUAUAACUAGCUAACUAGUAGCUCUUACAGUACUAGCUAAGGUCGCUUUGCUAGUACCAGCUACAGGUACCUUGCUAGCCGGUGUUAGCGAAAAAUCCCUCUCAGCUGCAGGACAUGGCUGAGGUAAGAUGUCGGAGGGCGGUGUUGCCAGUAGAGCGACAGGAUGGCGAGGAAGACCUGGAGUCCAAGGACAACCCGCAUAAUUCAGGAGAUCCAGUCAGUCAUGAUGAUGUAGAUGCCACAGACGUGGGUGGUGUAGAAGGGACACAGGAGUCUGUAAAGAAGCGGGAAGAGAAGGACCAGGGAGAAACUAAGCCGGUGGAGGAGAAAACGGGAGAAAAGGAGGACGAGACCGACAAACAGAUGCCGUCUCCUGUUAAAACAUCCACACGCUCCAGUAGAUCGGUGAUGCUUCAGCGGCUAGUGAAGCUGUUCUUUGGCUGCCUAGCAGCGGUGACCUGUGGGAUGAUGUAUGCGGUAUAUCUCUCCACAUACCACGAGAGGAAGUUCUGGUUCUCAUCCAGACAGGAACUGGAGCGUGAGAUAACCUUCCAGGGUGGCAGUGGACUGUACUACUACUACUAUAAACACAUGCUGACGGCACCCUCGUUUGAAAGAGGUGUCUACGAGCUGACCAGAGACAACAGGACCGUGUCUGGUCAGACCAUCAACGUGGUGGAGCGCCUGUCUCUCUACCCAGAGCUAGUCACCAGCCUCCUGUACAGAGUCACUGGGAGUCAGGAGGUGAUCGAGCCUGUGUACUUCUACAUCGGGAUGGUGUUUGGUCUCCAGGCCCUGUACGUCACAGCCCUGUUUGUGUCCAGCUGGGUGAUGAGUGGGACCUGGGUGGCAGGUAUGCUGGCCGUGGCGUGGUACGUCAUCAACAGGCCAGACACGACCAAGGUGGACUAUGCCAUCCCACUGAGGGACAACUGGGCCCUGCCAUACUUCUCCUGCCAGGUGGCAGCCUUGACUGGGUUCCUCAGUAACAACAUCAACUCUGCCACAGAGAUGUUCUGCUAUCUUCUGAUGAGCGCCACAACCUUCACGUUCGUCCUGGUGUGGGAGCACAGUCACUACGUGCUGUUCGUCCAGGGCUUGGCUCUCUUCCUGCUGGACAGCUUUGACCUUGUACAGCCACGCAAGAUCGCUGACAUUCACAAGGUGUACCUGAGCUCCGUGUUCCUGGCCUACGUGCUCCAGUUCCAGAACCCUCGUCUGCUCAGCUCUCCUCUGCUCAGCCUGCUGGUGGCCUCCGUCCUCGCUAGGUACUUCCAGCCUGUCUCGUGCGUGCACUUCCUGUCCAGGACGCAGGCCCCCAUGGCAGCGGUGUUUGCAGGGAGCCCUCAGCUGCUGGGGACGGUGAAGUUGUGCUCUGGCUGGACUGUGACCAGCCUGCCCCUCUUCUCAGACAUCCACCUGCUCCGGAGCAGCGAGGAUACUCAUCAGGUGUAUGCUCUGAGAUCUGCAGAGGACAUCUACAAGAUCUUGACCUCCCACAAGACUAACUACGUCAUCGUUGAGGAGUCUUUGUGCAAUGAGCUGAGCCACACCAAAGGCUGUCGGAUCAAAGACCUGCUGGACAUUUCCAACGGCCACGUGGUGUAUGAUAAAGGAGAGAUGUACUCGUUUUCCAAACACGGCCGUUUCUGUCACGAGAUCAAGCUGAACUACUCUCCUUACACCAACUACUUCACCAGAGUCUUCUGGAACCGCUCCUAUCACAUCUACAAAGUCAACUCUGUCAUCUCCUUCCAGUACUGACACAAGUUUCUCAGUACAAACAGCCUGGGAACUUUUCUGUGUCUUUGCAGCAUCUCUCAACCACAGUGCAAUGCAAUACUCGUCGGCAGUUGGUGCUGUCAGAGUCGAGUUGAAUAUCCUGUCUCUAGCCCACUUUCAUCCCCCUGGGACAUUGAUGACUUGAUAUUCGAGGCUGACUGACUUUUAUGUGAAUAUCGUGAGAUUUCUUGGCACAUCCAAACUGGAUAUCAAUGUGAAUCAAUGAAUGUGUCAGUGAUUUUACAGUUUGGUUUUAAAAUGGCUGUCUGUGGUGUUAUCUUGUUUUCAGCGUCUCUGCUUGUGGAUGUGAGAGGGAGAGGGGCUGUGAGGUCGAGAAGAGCUCAAGUCUCACGAGGGGGUAGCGAGGGCGGGCUCCGAGGCUACCCAUGCUGCAAUGCUCUCUCUCAGGCCGUGUCUUCUUCAUGCCUUCUGGUAGUCCAGGCUUUGCUCUUGCAAAUCUGCAAAACUGGCAUUGUAAAUGUAGGUCAACCUGGAACUCUCUUGCGGUCUGUACCUGAGUGAAUCGCUCAAAGCAAAUUUAAAAAGUGUAAAUUACGAUGGCGUUUAAGCUAACAUCUUAAACAGGUCAUGGCCAUGUUUGAAAAUUGCCUUUUAAUGAUAACAAGAUCCUGAGUAGAUUCAUAGAGCGCAUUUUAAAUUGCAAUGCCAUUAUGGAGUUGUUUUAUACGCAAUGUUUUAUGUUUGUCUCAAACUUGUCAUUAUGUACAGAACUACAGUGACAUUUGCAAAGCUGUUACAUCUGUUUAUUUUUUAACGGAAAUCUCAGUGUUAAAUUAUAAAUUGACACUGACUUGCUCAGUGUAUUCAAAAUCUA